AUGAUUCAAUCAUUAGCCUGUUGUCAUAAUAUUCAUUCAAAUGAUGAUUCUACAAUGAUAUCAUGUAAUCGACCAAUACGUAAUGUACAUUUUGAUCAAACUAGUGGUAUACCAAAUGAUUGUACUGUAAUGGUUGUUAAUUCUGAUAAUCAACCAUCGUCUGUUAUUUGUCAACCGCAUCAUUGUUUACCAUCCUGCUCCUGCUCCUCCUCAACAACGAAUCAUCCAUUUCAAUCAACCAAUCAUCAUCAUCAUCAUCAAAUAAAAGAUGAUCAAAUGGAAUUUGAUGAAAACGGGAUUGUACGUCAUUUGAAUAGUGUACAACGUAUUAAAUUAACUGAAGAUUUAACAAUUAUUGAAACCAAUAUUAAUGUCCUAAAUGAUUUAUUAGCUGAAUUAAAACCAGAUACAAUUACAGAGGAUGAUUUGAAUUUACUUAAAGUAAGUAAUUAA
Molecule: messenger RNA, 453 nt
Organism: Schistosoma turkestanicum
Lineage: Eukaryota; Metazoa; Platyhelminthes; Trematoda; Strigeidida; Schistosomatidae
Source: the annotation of a GenBank genome assembly